UCCGUUAAUUUAAAUUAAUAAGAUAUUCAUUUAAAUUUUAAUUAAGAACAUAAUUUUUUAAACAAUUUUUUAUUUUGUCAUCACCAUCGUUAGAAUUACACGUCUAGUCUAAAUCACUUACAAUGGAUUACUGUUAAAAAAAAUUAAAAAUAGAUGAUCGUUUGAAAUUCUUUGAUAAAUCUGUAAACGUUAUUUUUCAAUUCACAGACAAUUUCAUAUAAUUAGUAACAAAUUAUUCGUAUGAAAUUAUUUAGGCUAUAGCUUUGACAUUAUUUAUCGCCAAUAAAUAAUUACCGAACAAAUAUCUGAAGGCUGAAUGCGAUCGUUUCAAUGUUGUAAUUUGCAACGUAACCUUACAUUUAGGUUAAUAGUGUUCACACUUAAACACUGUCCGUUCUAACACCAAACUGAUGAUUAUAGUUUUGAGUAAACACGUUGUUAAACGCCCGGCAACUGUUUCAAAUCUAUUUUCAGAUUAACCGUUGCAAACUAAUCUCAACUCAAUACCCGUUUGUAUGAAGAUCGUUGUUUUUUCAAAAAAGGAUAACUAAAAACUGCUUCUCGAAGCAUAUUAAAAUAUAUUUUUUUUGUCAUAAAUUGUCUAACUAUCUAUAUUCGACAGUGCUGUAUGUUGGCGCGCAAACAGACAAUAUUGCUCAUUACUUUUCGCAUAUAAAAAGUUUGACGUCAAUAUUCAGACGGAAAAGUCAUAGAAGACGGAAAGUGUAGUGCAACUGUGAUUUAAAAACAUUUAUCACAAUGAUGACGAUAAGCGAGAGCCAGUACUCCUCAAACAAGAUGUCCAGCAUCCACAAAGUCAACGAUCGCGUGGUACAUAAGGACAGCUUCGAUGACGUCACCAGUUCCUCGAGUGUCAACAGCUCGCUAAUAACCAAACGAGGAUUCAAGCCGUCCGAUAUGUUCGAUCCCAAAAAAAAAGAAUUCCUCACAAACCUCAGCUAUAAGCUGUUCCCUGUAAGUUGGAAUGACGUGGACGUCGCCCCCAUGCCUUUGCCUCCCCUGGAUCUACCAGAGGAUUUGGAGAACAAACCGAUCAUCGUGGGUGACAAAGAGGUGGACUUGAACAAGAUCUUCACGCCCGCACCUGAUGCUGAAGAGCAUAUCAUUAAGAAAGACCGUAAAUUCGAGAAGACAUUCGCAUCAUCAGCAUUCUACGUGCCCGGUGUCCACCCAACGGUGAAGGAGCAGAUGGACCUCGCGAAGGCCAUCUCCAAGUCCUUGUCCGACUCCAGCAACCAGAUGAGCAAGGGACAGACCAUGUACGUGAAUAGGAAGAAGAGAUCUGUCAAGUGGGUGCACGAGGGCAGAGGCCGCAACACAUCCAACACAUGCAGCACCCCCACGCCUGUCGCCAAUCACGACACGCCGUACCGACCGCCCUCCAGCGUCAGAAACCAGAAAACCUACCCGAAAUCCGCUCUCAAACACACAUCGAAUCUACCAAAGAUGGAGCCAUUUCCGGUGACACCGCCGACUAUAACAGUGCAGAAUAUUGAGGUGCCCGUGCCGUUGGCGCCAACGAAACUUAACGAUGUGUACGCGUCGCCAAAAAGCCCGCGUCUGCCGCUCGUGUGCGGACCGAACUUUAACGUGGCGCCGCGCGGCUGGGGGCAGGUGGAGGGUUACUACCGGCCUGUCUCGCUAGACGCCGUCGGCAACCCGGGCUACACAGAUUACUAACCGAUGAUAAUUCUCUGACUUUCAAAUAAAACCUUUUUCCUUUUUAAUCAUACGUCAUUUUUAAUUUUUAACUUAAACUAUAUAUAUUUUUAUAAUAAUCACAACAAACAGCGUAUUGAUUUAAAUAUAGCUAAUAAGAAAAUGAUUUUCACGUUUUUCAAAGGAAUAAGACAGUGUUUCCUUUGAAUUUUUAUUAGCAUUUACGAUUAAAACCAAAUUUGUAUAACCAAAUAUGAGGUCUUAUUUUGUUGUCUUUAACCGCGUUAGUCUAUACACUAGUCAUAUUUGUAUUUUUUAAACUAUUCGAGUUGUUAGUUAUUUAUAAACGAGAAUAUUUUGUGUAUACAUUAUAUUUCUUAUGUAUCGUAAGUCUAAAGUUAUUAAGUAAUUUUAAAUAGAUUAAGUUUAAUAUACUUACAUUAUCGUUUGUAGUUAUUUAUUCAGCUUCUGUUUCUGUGGUAUUUUAUAAUAAUUUGAAAUAAAAACGUUAUAAAUG
This is a messenger RNA of Danaus plexippus (monarch butterfly), 2197 nucleotides long. RefSeq lists its product as uncharacterized. Gene Ontology annotation, cellular component: Z disc; nucleus; actin cytoskeleton. Bases 760 to 1701 code for a protein of 313 amino acids. Gene Ontology annotation, biological process: positive regulation of actin filament bundle assembly. Gene Ontology annotation, molecular function: actin binding. The transcript is spliced from 5 exons. The record is from RefSeq and is a predicted model, not a curated record. Lineage: Eukaryota; Metazoa; Arthropoda; Insecta; Lepidoptera; Nymphalidae.